GGAGAGCAGUCUCUGACAGGAGUGAGACUGCCCAGGAUGUCUAGCUGCCUGCCAAAACUGACCACGGUGGUGCUGACUCACAGACUCAGGGCUCUGUUUAUCCUCACCAUUUCACUUGUGUUCUUUGCCUCUGUCAUGUUCUACUGGAGGACUGGGGAGGAUGCUGAGGGCCAGGUCUACAGCUUGCCUACACAAAGCAUGUGUGCACAGUAUUCUCCUCCCCAAGCCAUUGCUGGUGGGCCCCCUCCUCCACCAGGGGAUGUGUUUUUUGUGGAGACCUCAGAGCGAACUAAACCAAAUUACCUGUUCACAUGCUCCGUGGAGUCAGCAGCCCGGGCACAUCCUGGGACAAAGGUCGUGGUGCUCAUGAAAGGUUUGGCAAAAGGGAAUGCCUCAUUACCCAACCACUGGGCAUUCUCAUUGCUGAGCUGCUUCCCCAACGUGGAAAUCCGACCCUUAGACUUGCAGGAGCUUUUCUCAGGGACACCUCUGGCAAAGUGGUACUUGCAGCCUGAGCACCAGAAGGAACCUUAUUUCUUACCUGUCCUGUCUGAUGCCUGCAGAAUUACCAUCAUGUGGAAAUUUGGCGGCAUCUACUUGGACACAGACUUCAUUGUGCUUAAGAACUUGAAGAACCUCACUAAUGCCCUCGGUAUUGAGGCUCAUAAUCUACUGAAUGGGGCCUUUCUGUCCUUUAAGCCCAAGCAUGAAUUCAUGGAGCUUUGCAUGCAGGACUUUGUGAAGAACUACAAUGGCUGGAUCUGGGCGCACCAGGGCCCAGGACUCUUAACGCGCGUCUUCAAGAGGUGGUGCUCCAUCAGUAAUAUCAAGAACAACAUGACCUGCAAAGGAGUGCGAGCUCUUUCCCCGGAAGCUGUAUAUCCUAUUCACUGGAGUGCCUGGAAAAUGUUAUUUGAACCAAUCAGCUCCUUAAAGCUUCGUAGGAUCCUUAAGAACACCUAUGCGUUGCAUGUGUGGAACAAACUGAGCCAUGGGACAAAGCUAGAGAUCACAUCGCAGGCUUUCCUGUCUCAGCUGUAUUCUCAGUUCUGCCCUGCCACAUAUGCAAAGAUGAAGAAGGACUCUGAAGAGCAGUCAAGGCCUGCAGUGUGA
Messenger RNA from Charadrius vociferus (killdeer), 1113 nucleotides. RefSeq names its product lactosylceramide 4-alpha-galactosyltransferase-like. Gene Ontology annotation, molecular function: acetylglucosaminyltransferase activity. The transcript has a single exon. The record is from RefSeq and is a predicted model, not a curated record. Gene Ontology annotation, biological process: protein O-linked glycosylation. NCBI's taxonomy places the organism in Eukaryota, Metazoa, Chordata, Aves, Charadriiformes, Charadriidae. The coding region runs from base 37 to 1113 and encodes 358 amino acids.